CAACGCGAUUAAUUGUUUGCCUCAUCGUCUUCUUCUCCGAUCUCUCCCCUCCCCCGUGCUCCAAACCCUAGCAAGCAGCCACCCAGACAUGGAAUCGUAAUCGUCUCGCUGGCCACAAUCCCCUCUCUGAUCUCAUCCGAUGCCCGCGUCCUCCUCCUCAAGUGGCAACACCUGUACCUCAUCCCCGCCGCCGCCGCCGCGGGCCAUGAAGCGCGAGCUCGCGUUCGCGCUUCGGUCCCUCUCCGAGAUCUCCGCCUCCCCCGGCCGCACGCGCUCUGGCCGCCCCAUCUCUUCCCUACCUGACCCAUCAGCAUCUGCAUCCCUCAAGCGGCGCAAGAGAUCCGAUCCACCACCACCCGCCGCCGCCGAUCUCGUUUCCCCGCCCACGCCGCCCAUCGACGCCGAGCCGCCCACCCAGCCCCUUCGCGACAUCAUCGAACCGGUCGAUGGAUCCAAUCCUCCCACCGCCGCUGAUCACCAAUCCAAUUCCAGUGCCGCCCAAGAGGUCAUUGCACAAAAGAUGCUAGAAGCCCCACAACCGUCGCACGCUGAGGCUGAGGACUCGCUGAUUGCAAAGCCGAAUGUGCCAAUGGAGGAAUGUGCUGCUGCGCUGGAUGCAGCACCAACUCUGCUGGAAUCCAUCGGUGCAGCUGGAAACGACCAGUGUAAUAGCUCUAACUCAGAUGUAGGAAGUCUACAGCCGCAGGCUGCCGACAAUGCAUUAGCCCCCGCUCCUCUGCUAGUUGAAGAAACUACCACACCAUUGCCCGCCGCCGAGCUCAAACCUGCAAGGCGCUUCACUCGUUCCCUGCUCAAGAAUAAACCAGACAAAGAAGACUCUGCAGCUAGUACAAGUCAGAUGACACCAGAUGAUAGCAAGGAGGCCUCAUUUGAUUUGGCUUUGCUGCUGGAGAAGCCUCAAAGAAGGUUCACAAGGUCGCUGCUCAAGACAAAGGUUGAGAGCAGUUUGGUUGGAUCUGAUGAUGCGCAUGACAGUGCAUCCGACUCCCCUCCAUCAGUGAAGAAGAUGGAGAUGAAGAUGUCAAAAAAAGUUGCCUGCCUCACAAAGCACCCUGGAAACAUUAGGGAGCUGCUCAACACCGGCCUGCUUGAGGGAAUGACAGUUAUGUACAUCAUUCCUCAUAGCAAGAAGGCUGUGCUAAAAGGAGUGAUUACUGGUUGCAAUAUACGUUGCUUUUGUCCGUCCUGUGAUGGCUCAAAGGCUGUUUCGGCGUAUUACUUCGAACAACAUGCUGGAAGCACCAAAAAACACCCUGCUGACUACAUUUACUUAGGGAAUGGCAGUAGUUUGCGUGAUGUGCUGCGUGCAUCAGAAAGAUCUCCCUUGGAGGCUCUGGAAAAAACAAUUCGUUCCUCCAUUGGUCCAGUGGUUAAUGGGAGCCUCGUUAAUUGCCUGAAUUGCAAUGAGCAUGUUCUUCCGUCAUCACAAACUGAACAUGUAUUGUGUCGACGUUGCCUCGAGUCAAAGCAACCUCAAGAUCAUACCACCCCAUCAUAUCCAUGUAAGAGCAAUUCCAGCCUGACUCCAAGUUCCAAGGAGGCUUUUCUAAAAAUAUCAUCGAGCAAGAAGGGUGGAAGUGCUGGCAAAGUAACAAACAAGGAUAAUGGACUACACAAAUUGGUCUUUAAUGUCUUGCUUGAUGGCACAGAAGUAGCUUACUAUGUUGAUGGGCAGAGAAAGGUUGAUGGGUAUAUCAAGGAUCAAAGAAUCUACUGUAAUCACUGCAACAGAGUGGUUAGCCCAUCAGCAUUCGAAGCUCACGCGGGUGAGGGAUCAAGGCGCAAGCCGUAUGAUAACAUCUUCACGUCAAACGGAGUGUCAUUGCAUGAGCUGGCCAUGAAAAUAUCAAAGGAUAUGGAACGGUCAGAACGCGAAACGGAUGAUCUGUGCAGAGAAUGCGGUCAUGGGGGAGAUAUUUUCCCAUGCAAAAUCUGUCCAAGGUCAUUUCAUCCAGCUUGUGUUGGACUGCCUGAAGCACCCUCAGAAUGGUAUUGUGAUAGUUGCAGGAGUCUUGUACAAAAAGAAAAGGCUUUGGCAAAGAACAAAAACGCUAAAGCUGCUGGGAGGCAAGCUGGAGUUGAUUCCAUUGAACAGAUAAUGAAGAGGGCUAUACGAAUUGUCCCCAUGUCUGAUGAUCUUGGAGGCUGUGCUCUAUGCAAAAAGAAAGACUUCAACAAUGCUGUAUUUGAUGAGCGCACUGUGAUACUCUGUGACCAAUGUGAGAAAGAAUAUCAUGUAGGAUGUUUGCAGAGUCAAUGGCAGGUAGAACUAAAGGAAUUGCCAGAGGGGGAGUGGUUCUGUUGCAGUAGUUGCUCUGGGACACGACUGUCAUUGGAAAAGAUAAUCUCCGAUGGAGCUCAACCAUUGGCGGAGCCAGAUAUUGAAAUCAUAAGGAUGAAACAUGAGAUAAGAGGUUUAUGCAUGGACACCAGUACAGAUCUCAAAUGGCAAUUACUUUCUGGUAAAAGAGCUACUGAAGAUGGAAGGAUAUUGCUCUCAGCUGCAGUGCCGAUUUUUCAUCAAUCCUUUGAUCCUAUUGUUGAAGCUCACACCGGUAGGGAUCUCAUUCCUGAGAUGGUUCAUGGGAGGGGGCCUAAGGAGGGGAUGGCUGGCCAAGAUUACGGCGGAAUGUACUGUGCAUUGUUGACCAUGGGCUCUACUGUGGUGUCAGCAGCACUUUUGCGUGUCAUGGGAGGUGAUGUGGCUGAGCUACCCCUGGUUGCUACAAGUCGGGAUGUUCAAGGGCUGGGCUACUUCCAGGCAUUGUUCUCAUGCAUGGAGAGGGUGCUAAUCUCGCUGAAGGUCAAGCACUUUGUGCUUCCAGCUGCCCAUGAAGCUGAAGGAAUAUGGAUGAAUAAAUUUGGCUUCUCUCGGAUCCCUCCAGAAGAGCUGGAAGCUCAUCUUAACGGGGCGCACCUGACUAUAUUCCAGGGGACAUCGUACCUGUAUAAGGCUGUUCCUCUGCCAUCAUCCCAGGAAAAAGAGAGAUCGGAGCCGGAGUAACUAAGCUAGCAGGAUUUGUCUGUGUUUUGAGGUCGCGCGAUGUGCAUAAGAUGAGGAAGCAUGUCAAGACAGUGGAUGGUAUACAAUAGCAAGGGGACGAAAGGAGGUGGAGGAUACUAGACAAGUAAGCUGGGCAAUUGAUUUUGGAUGAUGCAGUGCAGAGAGACAUGAUACAGUAGCAAUUUGAUUUAGCAAUGACUUGGCGCUGGCGCUGGGGUUGACAAGUGGUGGCGCACCUGUUUUUUUGAUGUAGAUGCAGCCGCGAACUAGCCAAAUUUUGAUCUGUUUGACCGACAAGUGUUGUGUGGGGCGCUCUUGUAAUCGAUGUUGCAUUGGUUGAAGUUGAAAUGUCCAGACGAUAUCCUUUCCUUUGAUUGAACACACAUCCUCUACUGAAAGUGCAGGGAUAUGCUUUCCGUUGGUUUGGUUGAAA
Molecule: messenger RNA, 3458 nt
Organism: Panicum virgatum (switchgrass)
Lineage: Eukaryota; Viridiplantae; Streptophyta; Magnoliopsida; Poales; Poaceae
Exons: 18
Coding region: 140-3025 (961 amino acids)
Source: RefSeq, a predicted model, not a curated record